Molecule: messenger RNA, 4740 nt
Organism: Argiope bruennichi
Lineage: Eukaryota; Metazoa; Arthropoda; Arachnida; Araneae; Araneidae
Gene: PhKgamma
Product: phosphorylase b kinase gamma catalytic chain, liver/testis isoform-like
Exons: 15
Coding region: 422-1609 (395 amino acids)
Biological process (GO): protein phosphorylation; glycogen biosynthetic process
Cellular component (GO): phosphorylase kinase complex
Molecular function (GO): phosphorylase kinase activity; calmodulin binding; ATP binding
Source: RefSeq, a predicted model, not a curated record
UUUCAUAUGUAAAUUUUGUUCAAAGUCAAGGAUUUUCGAUUUCAUGAUCACAAUUUUUUUCUUAAGGUCAUAUUUUUUUCUGAAGUGAAUUAACAAUUUGUGUGUUUAUUUUUUGUGAAAAUUCAAUGCAAAUUUAAUCAGAAACUUUUACUGAAUCGCAUAAUAUUUUUGUUGUUGUUUUUUUGUUAGAAUUUAGUGUCACCUACACUAGGGUAGGCGAGAAGUCUGACAAACAAGUGACUGUUUUGCUUGAUGGAUAAACACCUAAUUGCUGUAGCCUCAGAAGCAGUCUCUUAUAAAGCCCAAUGAGUCUAUGGCAGUUCACAUAGAUUAUGCCUGUUAGUAGCCUUUAUGAAGUGAUUUGAUAUCAUCUGUAUUUAGAUCAUUUUUUAUUUAAAAUCACCUGUAAUUAAUUCAUAAUAUGGUAUCUUCACAUAAGGAAGAUGAUGAAUUACCAGAUAAAAAUGUUGCUAGAGACUUUUAUGCUAAAUAUGAACCAAAGGAAGUUCUUGGAAGAGGAGUUAGCAGUACCGUAAGACGCUGUGUAGAGAAAGACACUGGUCGAGAAUUUGCUGCUAAAAUUAUUGACAUAAGUGCUGAUAUUGAUGAUUCAUCUGGAAGUUUAAAAGAAGCUACUCUUAGAGAAAUUGCUAUUUUAAAACUAGUUGCUGGGCAUCCAUUUAUUAUUGAGCUUCAUGAUGUUUUUGAAUCAUCAACAUUCAUUUUUCUUGUAUUUGAAAUAUGUAAAAAUGGGGAACUUUUUGAUUACCUUACAAAUGUUGUUGCCUUGUCUGAGAAAAAGACUAAAACUCUAAUGAAGCAGUUAUUUGAAUGUGUAGAAUUCAUUCAUUCUAAAAAUGUAGUGCAUCGAGAUUUGAAGCCUGAAAACAUUUUACUUGAUGAUUCUUUUAAUAUUAAACUUACUGAUUUUGGCUUUGCUCAAGUUAUUUCUGAUGAUGAAAAAUUAUAUGAAUUAUGUGGUACUCCUGGAUAUUUAGCUCCUGAAUUAUUGAAGUCUUCUAUGUAUGAAAAUGCCGAAGGUUAUGGAAAAGAAGUUGACAUAUGGGCAUGUGGUGUUAUCAUGUAUACUCUCCUUGUUGGUUUUCCACCUUUCUGGCAUAGGAAACAAAUGAUAAUGUUAAGAAAUAUAAUGGAAUGUAAAUAUGAAUUUUGUAGUCCUGAAUGGGAUGAUAUUACAGAAUUGCCCAAAGAUUUGAUUAGGAGGCUUUUAAUUCUUGAUCCAAAAAAGAGGAUAACAGCUUCACAAGCUCUGCAGCAUGACUUCUUUAAAAUUGUUGUUGCAAAAGGAAGAGUUUUUAAUGCCCGUAAAACAUUUCAAUUUGGUAUCCUUUGUGUACGAGCUAUGAUUCGUUUAAAAAGAUUGAAAUAUACUCCUGAACCAUUAUCAAUUGAUAUUGCAAAAAUGGAUCCUUAUCGUCUAAAGACUUUAAGAAAGGUGAUAGAUGGUUGUGCAUUUCGUGUGUAUUGUCAUUGGGUCAAGAAAGGUGAAAUGCAGAACAGAGCUGCUCUUUUUGAAAAUAGACCUCGUGUUGAAGUUAAGAAUCUUUACAAUGAAGCCUUAAAACUUGUUACAGUUAGUGCUACUUAGUAUUUCAAUUCCUUCAUUUAUAUUCCUGUUAUGUUUUCUUCAUCGCUCCCAUAGGAAUAAUUUAGGACUGGUCUGUUAGAAUUCUUUGUAUAUUAAUUUAUUAUGUUAAAUUUUUGUUAAAGUGAAAUUAAGAUGUUUUUGUUAUUAUAGUUAUUAGUGAUUUAAUUUUUAAAUAUCUGGAAUUCUAUUGGAAAGUAUUUUAUGAACAAAUAUAUUUUGUGUGCUAGUGUAUAUAUUUACAUCUUUAUCUUGUAUAUAUUAUAAAAACCUUUCAUACUUUUCUGUCCUUUUGUCCAUUCUUAUGCUAUCCUUCAUUUUUAGUUAAUUUAUUUUCAUCCUUUUUUUUUUUUCCUUUUCUCAUUUGCAUUAGAAUAAGCUAUCCCUAGUAUAUGAACCAUGUUUGCCAAAUUUUCUGGGCAUUCUUUUUAUUUUCAAAUAAUUUUUCUGAAUGACAAAAUUUAUUUAAAAAUGCUUUCCUUAGUCAAAAAGAUGAAAUGUUUGAAUUUAAGUUAUAUUCAGAGAAAAUUUUUAUUUUAAAAUCAAACUUGAACUACAAAUCAAGUUUUUUUUUCAUAAUUAAUGUUGUUUUUACAUUUUUCUUGCCAUCAUUUUAUAGCAAAAGCUCUUUGACUGGAAAAUGUACUAUGAUGUAACUUUUUUUGUAUUCAAGUUUCCUUUUUUAAAACUGGUUUCGUAUAAUAAACUUUAAAUAUUUCUUUUGUAAUCGCAUUUCAGUUUUUUUUUUUUAAACUUAUUGUCUCUUAUGCACAAUUGAUUAGUUUUAUGAAUAAUUUUAAUGGAAUAUUCUCAGUCAGGUGAUUUUUGAAAAGUCUUUUUUAUUAUUAAUGAUUAUUAAUAUUAUUAUUUUUUAUGAUUAAAUUCUAUAAAGCUUCUGUGAGCCUAAAAUUUUGAUAACCUCAUUUAUGGUUUUUAACAUUAAUAAAAAUUAUUUUUGGAAGACGUUUUGUAUGUUAUAUGAUUGAUUGAAUUAAAAUGAUGAUUAAAAGAGUUUAAAUAAAGUGUUUGGUAAUCAAAUCAAUUCUUAAACUUAUCAUAUUUUUCUUGAUUAUUCACUGAAAUUUUUAAUAGCAUUGCUCUUUAGUUAUACUUAGGUUAGAUUCUAUAUGAAACCAUAAGUUUGGAAGUUGUUUGAUUUCUAAUUGUCCUCAGAAAAUAUUUGUGGUCAUAAGUCCUCAAUAUUAGCUUAAUAAUCUGAAAUGGACAUUGCAUUAUAGAUAAUUUUGUUAAAAAGUAAACUGUUUCAAUUGCAGAACAGAUCAUUUUUAAAAAAUGUUAUAGCUUUACAAAAUCAUCUUGGCUAUAAAAAAAAAUUAUUAUGUGCAGAAAUUUUCUUAUAAUCUUUCUUAUUUUCUUGGAGGUUUUAUUAAUAUCUAUUUAUCCUGCAAUUCUAACAAUUCUAUUUAUCCUGCAACUUUCUACUCCUUAAUAAUUGAUUAACUUACAUUCAAAAUUAAAAAAAUUUUUUGUCUAAAUUAUUAGAUUUUUUUAAUUCAAUUAUUCUUUAAGUAAACUAUAACAUACAUAGCAUAGUUAUACUUGACCUAAAGCAAAGUAACUUUUCCAUGAAAUUCCUUGGAAUAUUCACGGUACCAAUAUAGUCCAUGCAAAUAUAGAUGGAAAGUAAAUGUGAUAGAACAGAGGAAAUUGAAUAAAAAGUUUAUAAAUACAUAUAUUAUAUAUGAUGUAAGAUAUCUUAUACUAAUACACAGAAAAACUGUUCAAUUCAAUCCAGAAAAGGCACAAAUAUUUUAACAUAUUUAAUAAAAUCAAGUUCAACAAAGAGCAUAGAUACCUUUAAAGUUUUCAUAGUAAUAUAUAUAUAUAUAUUUGUGAAAUGUUAAAUUAAUAAUUAAACCAGAACUCCUUUGUAUCAGUUAUGUGUCUUUAUGUUAUAAAACCAAUGGUGUUUUUCAGAUUAUUGAAGACUAAUUAAAUUUCAUUUUAUGAGUUUAGUUUUCAAGAAUUCCAUGAAAAAAUAAUUGAGCUAAUCUUGCUUUGAAACUGAUUAAUAUGGUUGGGGGAAAAAGUGCAUUUCAGAAUAAGUUGAUUAACGGUCAGUACUGUAGCUUUAUCAUAUAUGUGUAUGAUAAUUAACAAUUUUUAUUAUUUAAAAUUGUACAAAAAAAAACACAUCUAUAAAAUAAAUGAAUAAAAUAAUGCCAUAUUUUAUAACUGUUUGUAAUUUGUAACAUUCGUGAAAAUUUGUAGUUAAAUGUAGGGAUUUCUUAAUAGUGCCUUUUGUGUUCCUUAUAUUGAUUAGAUACUGAUUUUGAGACUUUUACUGAAUAAUUAGAUUUAUUCAUCUUAAAUUUGGAAGAUUAUUUCCUGGAAAAUAUUGUCUAUGAUUAUCUAAAAGUAUGUGAUAAAUAUUUGCAAUUUUAAAUGUGAUAGAAGACAAGGAAUACAUUUAUUUCAAAACUAAUAAGUUGAGUGCCAAAUAGCUAGUUUUAAUCCAGUGAAUUUUUCAUUGUUUUAUGAUCAGAUAUCUGAAGUGGAGCAUAAUUAUGAGGUUAUCCACAUUUUAUAUUCUAUUUGUAAUAAAAGACUCUUAAGUAAUAAUUUUGAUAGAAAGAAUUAAGAUAAUUGAGAAUAUCAAUGAGUUUGGUGGUUGAUUCAAAAAAAAAAAUUAUCAUUAACUUUGUAUCAACAAUUUUCCUGGUUAAUUUAUUUAUUUAUUAUUAUUAUUAUGCAUGACAUAUAUUUUACUUCUAUUAAUUUUUAUUGGAGUAAUACUUUUUUUUCCCCACGUUUCUCAAGUUAUUUUAAUAUUUACUUAUGUCAAAAUAAAAUUGAGUUCACGUUCUGUUUUAAAGUCACCAUUUUGAUGUAUUUCUUUUCAUGUCCUUAUAUGUGUAUGUAUUUUGUAUUGUUCACAAAGAACCAGUGUCUUUCAAUGGAAAAUAAAAUUGCAAAUAUGUGACAUGUGAAAAUGCAACAAUGCUCAAUAAGAUUCUUAAUUCAAUAAUGCAAACCUCUAUGUCUAUGCUGUUUAAUUUUAGAAUUUACUGAUAGAUUUGAAAAGAAAAAUAAUGAAAACUUGUGUGAAGAAAUCCUUCUGUUCUCAAUACUUGAAGAGUGUGAUAUUCAUGAAAAUAAAGCCUUACUCUCUA